Messenger RNA from Argentina anserina (silverweed cinquefoil), 1059 nucleotides. RefSeq names its product NAC domain-containing protein 90-like. Gene Ontology annotation, biological process: regulation of DNA-templated transcription. The transcript is spliced from 3 exons. The coding region runs from base 49 to 834 and encodes 261 amino acids. Gene Ontology annotation, molecular function: DNA binding. The record is from RefSeq and is a predicted model, not a curated record. NCBI's taxonomy places the organism in Eukaryota, Viridiplantae, Streptophyta, Magnoliopsida, Rosales, Rosaceae.
AAUUUUCAUCUCACACAUAAAAAACAAGUCUUGCAAAUCUUUGCAAAAAUGGAUCAACAGCAACCCACCACAGGCUUUCGAUUCUACCCAACUGAAGAAGAGCUCAUCUCUUUCUACCUCCUCAACAAGCUCGAAUCCAACCGCCAAGGCAGCAUUCGUCGCGUCAUUGCUGAGCUCGACAUUUACAGCAUCGAGCCAUGGGAGCUCCCAAGAUCUGCGGCGGAGUUGUGCCAGGGAGACACCGAGCAGUGGUUCUUCUUUACGCCGAGGCAGCAGCGAGAAGCGCAAGGAGGGCGACCUAACCGGACUACGGCUUCCGGCUACUGGAAGGCGACUGGCUCGCCGGGGUAUGUUUACUCAUCGGAUAAUCGGGUCAUUGGAGUGAAGAAGACGAUGGUUUUCUACAAAGGGAAAGCUCCGACGGGAAGAAAGACCAAGUGGAAGAUGAAUGAGUACAGAGCCAUUGAAGGAGCAGCAGCAGCAGCAGCUCCCGCAGCUACCACUAGUAACAUUUUCGCUACUUCUACCAUUCCCAAGUUGAGAAAUGAGUUCCGGUUGUGCCGAGUAUACAUAGUCUCGGGGAGUUCUCGAGCAUUUGAUCGCCGCCCGUUAGAAGCAACCGGAGACGCAUCACAUCGACAAAGUGAUUUCACGAGGGCUAGUGCAACUUCAUCUCACCAUGCAACGAUGGUAAUGGAGAAAACAAGCUCAUCAUCCGAUACUCAUUCAAAUUCAGGAGACCGAGCUGAUCUCAUAGCAGAGAUUAAUUACUGGGAAAUGAAUGAUGAUUUCCAACAACCACUGUGGGAAUGGGAGCAGCUAAACUUUCUUUGAAGCAAGUGAGAACUCAGUUAAAAAAAAAUUUCAAGUUUAUAGACAUCUGAGUAUAUUUUAAGUCGGAAGAAAUGUGUAAUAGUUCGGAUGUCUUGAGAUUUAACUAAAUAUCAAUUUGGAGAGAGCAAGUAAUGAUAGGCGUACUUAAUUUAGGUGUAGUUAGGUACUUUUGUUGUAAUUAAGUGUAGUUAAAAUUCAAUAUUUUUAACACUUGUUAUCUUCAAG